UCAAGCUGAAUAUAUGCAAGAAAUAUCAGUAAUAUCAAACAAUAAUAAGAUUACAUUAUGUAAAUUAAUCUUUAUAUAGCGGGCAAGUACUCAUAUCCGUUUGGGCAUUCGAACAACCCAGUGGGUCAUUUCCAUCGCAGGACGUACUCGUACCCCACAUAAAAUCUCAUCGAAACGAUUCCACAUGCAUUCUACUAAAGAAGAACGUAUAAUACGAGAUUCAAUCGCCUUCAAACUGCCUAUGAAAGAUGACAAAAAAGUUAAGGACAAAUUUUGGGUCAAUACUAUUUGUCAGAAAUUCAAAUCUUUUUCCAAUGCAUCUUCGAUUAAAACUUUGAAUAAUCUUAUACGUUUACCAUUUCUUGUCAAAGUCAAAAAAUAUUCAAAGCUGUUAACAAAAGCUAUCAGUGGAAGGAAUGCUUCUUUCCUCAAGUGCAAAAACGAGCAGUACGACUCAAUUGAACAAUUCUGUGAAGAACUUCUAGAGCAAACGUUAGAAUUGGUACUAAUGGAAGUACUGAGAACUGUACAGAAAACCACUAUUUAUCGGUUUUAUCACGUUUUUAAAAAAGACGAACUGAAAACUUUGGUAGCAAUGGUGCCAACUUUGCGCUUGGUAAAUUUGCAUUAUGAACAAGCCAACUGGUGGGGCAUUGCAGAAAAAGUUGAGAUAAUUUUAUGA
Molecule: messenger RNA, 682 nt
Organism: Thelazia callipaeda (thelaziosis nematode)
Lineage: Eukaryota; Metazoa; Nematoda; Chromadorea; Rhabditida; Thelaziidae
Source: the annotation of a GenBank genome assembly